Molecule: messenger RNA, 1842 nt
Organism: Ustilaginoidea virens
Lineage: Eukaryota; Fungi; Ascomycota; Sordariomycetes; Hypocreales; Clavicipitaceae
Exons: 2
Coding region: 1-1842 (613 amino acids)
Biological process (GO): protein N-linked glycosylation
Cellular component (GO): endoplasmic reticulum membrane
Molecular function (GO): alpha-1,6-mannosyltransferase activity
Source: RefSeq, a predicted model, not a curated record
AUGGCCCCGACCGGCUCGUCAGAGAAACAGCAGCAACAGCAGCAACAGCAGCAACAGCAGCAACAGCAGCAACAGCAGCAACAGCAGCAACAGCGGCAACAAAAAGACAAGAGGAGACAUGAUGCCCCUGCUGGACCGCCUCGGUGGCCACACGCCCUCCUCGGCGCCGUCGUCUUGACCCUGCUGCCCCUCCUCCACAUCCUCGUCUCGCCAGACACAAAGGUCGAGGAGUCGUUCAACCUGCAAGCCACCCACGACGUGCUCGUCUACGGCACCCCCGUCUCCUCGCCCGGCGCCCGCCUGCGCCAAACCUACGACCACUUCAGCUUCCCCGGCGCCGUGCCUCGCACCUUUGUCGGCGCCGUCGUCCUCGCCGCCCUGAGCCGCCCGCUCGUCGCCCUCGUCGGCUUCCACCACGCCCAGGUCGUCGUGCGCGCCGUCCUGGCCCUGCUCAACGCCCUCUGCCUGCUUGCCUACCGCAGAGCCGCCGCCGCCGCCUUUGGCACCCGCACGGCCACGUGGUGGCUAGUCCUCGUCGCGAGCCAGUUCCACCUCGUCUACUAUCUGGGGCGGACGCUUCCCAACAUGUUUGCCUUUGGGCUGACCACCCUUGCUUCGGCCCUUCUGCUCCCCGACAAGCACGGGCGGGUCAGCGCCCUCGGCAUCAAGCGGGCCCUCGCCCUGCUCACCUUUGCCGGCGUCGUGUUCCGCUCCGAGAUUGCCAUCCUCCUCUUGGCAACGUCGGCCCAUCUGCUGCUCAGCAAGCAGGUUGCCCUGGCAUCGCUCGUCACCGUCGGCCUCGCCUCCUUUGUCGCCUCGCUCCUCGUCUCCGUCUCCGUCGACUCGUACUUCUGGCAGCGGCCCGUCUGGCCGGAGCUCUCGUCCUUCUACUACAACGCCGUUCGGGGCCAGUCCUCCAACUGGGGCGUCUCGCCCUGGCACUACUACUUCACCUCGGCUCUGCCGCGCCUGCUCCUCAACCCUCUCGCCCUGCCGCUUGCCGCCCUCGCCUCGCUGCACCCUUCGCUCGGGCGCCAAACCAGGGCGGCCCUCGCGCCCAGCCUCCUCUACGUCGCCCUGUACUCGAUCCAGCCGCACAAGGAAACCCGCUUCGUCUUGUACGUCGUCCCCUCGCUCACCCUCGCCGCCGCCUCGUCCGCCAACUACCUCUCCUGCCGAGCCUCCAAAUCCCCCCUGUACGCGCUUGCCGCCCUCGCCCUCGCCCUGUCCGUCGUCGCCACCUUGGCCGCCAGCUCCGGCAUGCUCCUCCUCUCCUCCCUCAACUACCCGGGCGGAGAUGCCCUGCGCCAGCUCCAGGCCCAUGUCGGCAGCCGCCACGACGCCGCGGACCCCGUCAAGGUGCACGCCGACGUGCUCACCUGCAUGACCGGCCUCUCCCUGUUCAACCAGAACCGGCGGGGUCUUCCUCUGGCCCUGGGCGGCCACGCCGGCGGCGCGGCCAAUCUCGCGGCCAAUCCCACCGCCGCCCACGACCACCAACCCGUCUUCUUGGUUGACAAGACGGAGCGGAGCGAGAAGCUGGGCUGGCCGGCGUUCUGGCAGCAGUUUGACUACGCCUUGCUGGAAGACGUGGCCCUGGCCCUGGGAGAAUGGGAGGUCGUCGGCGUCGUGCACGGAUACGACGGGAUCCAGGUGCUGAAGCCUGGGCAGCCAGAUCCAAGCACGGGGCAGGGGCAGCAGCAGCAGCAGCACAGGCUUCUCGGCCUCGCCGCCCGCGUCGCCUCGCUGAGGGAAGCCGUCAGACGCUACUCUCGCGGCUGGUGGGUUGGGCCAAAGAUGUCUCCCCGCGUCCACGUCAUGAAGCAAAGAAGUCUUGCGUGA